ACACGUCGGGCGGGGCGGGGGCGAUGCUGCUGCUGCUCCGCUGGCGGCGGCGGCAGCGGCUGCGCUGGCGCUGGGCAGGGGCGCACGGGCAGCACAGGAGGAGGCGGCGACGGGGGCAGAGCACGAGCAGCGGCGGAGGAAGGGGGGCGGCCGCUUCCUCCUCCCCCCCUCCUGCUCGUCCAGCCAGCGGCGCCUGCCUGGCCCUGGGGGAAGCCGGCUUCUCCUCCUCGGAGCACCUGAAGGAAUUGCUGGGCAUCCGCCUUCCUGCUCCUCCUCUGCUCCUCCUCACCCUCUCUGAGGAGGGAGGGAGCGGACCCUGCCGGAAAGGGCCACCUGCGUUUCAUGCUCCGUUACCCGGCCAGGGUCUUAGCUUUGGUCUCCUCCAGCCCCUUCCUGCUCCAGCCAAGCCAACGCGAGGAGGAAGGCGGGAACCAGGACUUGGCCAUGAGUCGGUACAGCUUCUCCAACCUCCUGGACUGGCUGUACGGCGGCGUGGACCCCAGCUUUGCAGGCAACGGGGGCCCCGAGUGUGCAGCCUUUCUCCCCUGGCAGCAGCGCCUGACGGAGAGCCUGGUCUUCCUCUGUGUGGGGGUCGUGGAGGUGGCGGUGUCCCUGCAGAAGAUCCGGCGCUGCCAUGCCAAGGAGGUGGGGGACCUCUUGGCCCACUCUCGGCACAAGGAGGAGAGCCUGGGGAAGAACCUGCUGCUGGUGUCGCUCUGCCUCACUUUUGGACUGGAAGUGGGAUUCAAGUUUGCUUCCAGGACUGUCAUCUACUUGCUGAAUCCCUGCCAUGUGGUCACCGUGAUGCAGAUUUUUCUCCUUGCCUGUCCACCUUGCCAUCUUGCAUUGAUUCUCUUCAGGUUGCAGAUGCACAUGCUGAAUGGGGCGCUCCUGGCCUUGCUGUUUCCUGUGGUUAACACGCGAUUGCUGCCGUUUGAACUGGAGGUUUACUAUAUCCAACAUGUGAUGCUAUACAUCGUCCCCAUCUAUUUGCUACGGAAAGGAGGGGUCUACACUCCUGAGCCAUCCUGCAAUUUCUGGUGGGCCCUGCUAUCCACGGGGCUGAUGUUUGUCUAUCACUAUACUAUUCUACAAAUUCUGGGACUGGUCACGGAAGUGAAUCUGAACAACAUGCUGUGUCCUGCCAUUUCUGAUCCUUUCUACGGCCCCUGGUAUAGGCUCUGGGCCUCUGGGCAUCAGACAAUCAUGACGAUGAUUCACGGGAAACUCAUUACCGUCGUCUUCUACGGUGCCAUCCCUGUCUUCAGGUUCUGGGUGGAUUUGCUACCGCUCCCUGCUAAGAAAAUAUACUAAGGCUUCUCGGUGGAGGGAAGCAUUUGUAGGAAGGAGAAAGGGGUUGGUGGCUGUGCUGGGGGAGAAAGGGAUGAGAACGGUACCAUGUCUUAGCAGUUCCUUUGGUUACAAGCCCCGGGGCCUGCCCCGUCUCCUGUGUCUCACUGCCCAUAGCCAAUGGCGAACCUUGUGGCCUUAAUCCACCAAGAGGGGGAUGUUCACUUGCUGUACGUUCUGUGCGCUCGAGAGCAGAAUCUUGCUGCUUUGUACCUUUUCGAGCUUCAGAGUUUCGGGGUCUCCCCACAUUUUGGCACAUCAUUGCGGGAGAAUUGUCUCCUUGUCAUGACUGUUUUUACAAGGUUGCUAUACUUUAUACUGGUAGAAUUUAAAGAAAUAAAGCAAAUUGAAUAGACUGAAGUCUGUUCUGCAUUGUGGGUAAGGGUGUGCAGAACGGGUUCAAAUCAAACUCGAACCGGCCUUAAAAAAAGGUGGCCGGUGCGAGUUGAAACCAAACCGGGUCCGGUCUGUUACGGACCAGUUUGGUGGGCUAUGCUUGUAAAGGGGAAUCCGGUGAGGAUUCCCCUCUACAAGCAAUGGGGAAUCCUGCCUUUAAAAGGCUUCUAAUGGCAGCCGGGUGUGUGUGAUGAGAGGGCACCUUGCUGGGGCUGGCAGCUCCUCUAAAUGCCAGCACUCCCCUUAGCAGUGUGGCCCGCAUGGCAGUGGUACAGUUCCGGCCUCUGCACAUGCACGCAAGUCACUCAAAUGGCCUCCGUGCAUGUGCCAAGGCUGGAACUGCCAUGCUGCCGGGGAGAGUGCCGUGGUUUCGAGGAGCCGCCAGAGGUCAGGUGCCCUCCCACUCCCCCGGGCCACCCUUAGAAGCCUUUUAAAGGCAGGAUGGCCCUUUGCUUGUAAAGGGGAAUCCUCACCGGAUUCCCCUUGGCAAGUAUAGCCCCUUGAACCAGAUUGAAUGGAUUUGAGCAAAUGGGUUUGUGGAUUCGAACCGAAUUCGAACCAAAUUGCCAAAAAGGUCCCUUGCACACCCCUAAUUUUGUGCAUUGCUCGCCGUCUUUAGCUAGACUGUUUUCAUACUGCCCAUUGUGAUUAAUGGACUCGUUGGGCAUCUUCUAAUUAUCAGUGCACAUGAGCAUGGUUCUGCUCUGUUUUUGCUGGUUAAAACAAUGGGGAACAAUAAGAACAAUGUACUUGCUUACAGUUGACUUCCUAAGCCUCUCUGGAUCCCCCCCCCCGCCAUCUCUGGAUUCAGUCCGGGAUUGCUCGUUAAUUUGAUUGGUGAAAAAGGUGACAAUGAAAUAAGGAUGUAACCAGGUAAGCGGCGAAUUAUGACAUGCAAAACCCCUCCUGCAAGCGGCAACUUGAUAGGAAUAGUUGUCAGUUUGGGCUGGUCUGAAUUCUAGCCCUCUCCAAACAGAAGCGUAUUUCAAAUGAAGAAGGCCUCCCAGCUGUGGGGUCUAGUCAGCAUUCCUAACUGCUCCCAUGAGUUGCUGGUUCUUGGUUCCACUGGGUGACCAGAGGGGUAGACAUGGGAAACCUGAGCAGUGGGGAGGACUCAAAAGGAGUGAAAUCUCGAUUCCCUUCCGACGUGGACCAUGGUCACAUGGUUUCAGGGCAUGACUGCAGUGACUCUGCAAUUCUCCCUGCCCCUGUAUUCCUUGGGUUUCUAUUGCCUUAGGUGUGAAAGUGCAACCAUUGCCAUGCUUUCUCCAGGCGAAUUGCGCAAAGCAAAUGUGCUGUCCGUCCUGCAACCAUUGGACACCUUGAGAAGAAGGUCUUGCUUUGAUGGUCAGCAUUUACAUCCAGCAAGGGAAGGUAGGGUUGUUUAGGCAAGGGGCAGCAUAGGGGGCAUUUCUGCGUCCUUCGUUCUAGUUGACCAAACCUGAAUCGAAUUGGCAUCUGUGGGGAGGACAGCUGGUCUUGUGGUAGCGAGCAUGACUUGUCCCCUUUGCUAAGCAGGGUCUGCUCUGGUUUGCAUUUGAAUGGGAAACUACAUGUGAGCACUGUAGGAUAUUCCACUUAGGGGAUGGAGCCGCUCUGGGAAGAGCAGAAGGUUCCAAGUUCCCUCCCUGGCAGCAUCUCCAGGAUAGGGCAGAGAGACUCCUGCCUGCAACCUUGGAGAAGCCGCUGCCCGUCUGGGUAGACAAUACUGAGCUAGAUGGACCAAGGGUCCGACUCAGUAUAUGGCAGCUUCCUAUGUAGGGUGCUUUGCUACCUUGUGUGUAAGUUUUGCCCUUGGCAGAGCAUAAUCAGCAGGAGAAGCCCUUGUUGACAUCCCAACUUUCUGUACAGCAGAGCUUCUCAAAUGUGGGUCCCCAGAUGUUGUUAAACGUCCAGCUCCCUUUGACUAUUGUGGCUGGGGAUGAUGGGAGUUGGAGUCCAGCAACAUCUGGCAACUCAGCUGGUACAUAGCUGGUCUGUGGUCUGGAGAAUCUGCUCUCGCAAAUAUGUCUACCGUAUUUACCUGAAUUGAAGAUGACUCUGAAUUUAAGAUGGCCCCCUUUAAAUGAUAACCCCGGUUUCUAACAUCAAAAGAAAAAACCUAGUCUGGGAUUAAGGUAAAUACAGUACAGGUAGCCCUCAUUACCCACGGUUUCAAGAACCGCGGUUUCGCAUGGCUGGAGAUGGGUCUUAAGAGACCUGGUUUCCUUAUCCACAGCAUAAAAAUAAAUAAAAUUCUGUGAUUUUUUUUUAAUUUUUGAAAAUCAGGAAUUGGGGGUUGGGGCGGGCAUUUCUGGAGAGUUGCAGACCUGGAGAGCAAGGUACAGUACUUUUAUCCUUUUUUUCUGCCUCCUCCUUGCCUUUUGGCCUUUUUUUUUUUUUUUAGGUGUAAGAAUCUAACCCCUGGAUUCCCAUAGGGGUGAGGUUUUGUUGUUCACAGUUUCUAUAUUCGCACCUAUAGGUGAGAACGGAAUGGCUGGGAAUACCAAGGGCCACCUAUAUGUGCUCAAAAAGAGGUGUACAAAUGACAAACAUUUCUAGCUAAAUAGCAUGGCUGUAAUCUCUUAUCCAAUGUGGUAGGAGGAAUAGUUUUCUGAGGCGGUGUACAGUAAUUCAGGAUUAACCCUGAAGUAUGAAUGUUUUGACUCUUUUUAGAUAGUGACUACUCUUUUAGAAUUAGCUCGAGUAGUUUGGCCAUCUUGCUCAUCCACAGCGGCCGAAUCUUCCUUCCUUUUGCAAAUGAUGGUAACCGUUGGGGCUUCCUUCCUGCCUCCAUCGGCAGGGGCUUGGAACUCUCUUGCAAAGUGGCUUGUUACUCCUGAAAGUGCCAUGUUCUUCUGCUACGACUACGCAUAUUAACAUACCACUUUUCAACCCAAGCUUGCAAAGUGGUUUACACAGAAAAAUAAAGACAAAUAAAAUAGUCCUGCCUGCCGAUGCAGUCUCUGGGGCACUCGGCACAAAGCAUCAGCUAGUUCUGUUUUUUGAGAAUGAGAUGGCUGAGGAAUUUCAGACGGAUUGCUCAGGCAGGCCUGUGUUUCCCCACUUCUGAAGUGGGUAGUUUAAUUAAAAACAAAACACCACAGCUUUGAUGGAUUUAAAAGCACAUGGCGUCUUAUCCAAUCUAGAUGAGUUUUAAUAGACCUGAAUAACCCCUGUUCUAUGUUCCAUAACCAACCAUGAAUGGAUAAUUAAGCUGAGUUCAUGCAUUUUUAAGCUGGGUUCAAUUUAAGACAUUUAAACUUAAAUCGCAUUUCCGCUGGGUCCAUGCACCUUUUUGGGGUGCGUUUUGCUGUAAUGUCCUUCAAAGCUCUGCGGCCUAUUCCUGUGUACAAUUGUGGAUGUUGGUGCCUGAACUGUAUCUUUCAUUCAUUUGUAUUAUGUAAACUAAUAUUACGAUUUGAGUCGAUAUAGAAUAAGUGUUUCAAGGUGAUCCUAGUCAAUCAGCUACUAAGUCUGGUUUUACUAGCCAUAGAAAUACCCAGGAAAUUGGCAAAAUUCUUCAUCAUUCCACUAAGAUAAGAACAUAAGAACAGCCCUGCUGGACCAGGCCCAAGGAGGUCCAUCUAGUCCAGCAUCCUGUUUCACACAGUGGACCACCAGAUGCUGCUGGAAGCCACAGGCAGGAGUUGAGGGCACACCCUCCCUCCUGCUGUUGAAACUGGUACUCAGAGGCUUCCUGCCUUUGGGGCUAGAGGUGGCCUACAGCCCUCCGACUAGUAGCCGUUGAUAGACCUCUCCUCCAUGAAGUUAUCCAAACCCCUCUUCAAGCCAUCCAGGUUGUUGGCUGUCACCACAUCUUGUGGCAGAGAAUUCCACAAGAUCUCUUCCCUGCUGAAGCCUCUUCCCAGUACAACUUGGGUUGGCUUCCCAAGUAAGUGUUCUGUAGCCCAUUUUGGUCUCUUGAUGCCGCAAAGAUCCCCCGUCUUUGCUUGAGCAAGGUUCUUGGGCCCUCCAGCUGUUUUUGGACUAUCGUCCCCAUAAUCCCCAGCCACAGUAAGCCAGUAGUCAAGGAUGAUGGGAGCUGUAGUCCAACACCUGCAGAGGCGGUGGGGGGGGGGAGUUGUGCAGCCCUGCUCUAGGGAGAACUCAACUAAUCCCUCUAUGCCAACGGGGCAGACGCAGCCCCUGUCUUAAGUGGUCUUAAGGAAUGCCUCCUUUGUUUAGAGAGGGGCUUCCCUUCUGAAAGUACAACACAAAAUGUUUGGCAACAAGGUUGCCUAUCCAGAUGGGAUGCCUUUCAAUGAGCUGGUGGUGCGCAGUGGUGGUUGCAAGGCCAAAUGUACUUUUUGUGUGCUCCUUUGUAAUGAGCUUCAGCUCAAAUGAAAAAUCCAUUCCAAGGAGCGGAGCUGGCAGAAAGCGAAGGAAAUGGGUCCACUUUGACCCCAAAGGUGCUGUUCUCCAAAGGGUCUCCGAGUAGCACGGGACCCACUUGACCUACACAGCAGGCUCCGUGGGAACCCAGUCUGUGCCAUGCUCUCUUGUAUUAAAUAGCUCCUAUGUGUAAUCCCCCAAACUAGAUCUAAUCCUGCUCCUAUCCAUGGUCUUAGCAUAACUCCCUAGGGCUUUUGGGUAGGGGGCCUGUUCAGCAGAUACUGCCUUUUGUAAAACCAGAGGUAGGAGGCUGGGGGUGGGUGGGUUUAUUCGUGCACUUUAACGUCUUAGUACCUCAGUGUAGCUGUUACUCUCCUCCUGUAGCCUCCAUCAGGGUUUUGAUAUUAUCUCUAUUUUAUAAUUCAGUGUUUUAUACAGCCUACCUGUGUUCCUCUUGAAGCACCAUCUCUUUGCAAUGUAUUACGCACUUGACUUGGUGUGCCAGUGCUCUGUAUGACACAUGCCAGUUUCCUGGAUGUCUGUGAUUACCUGUGUGGUGGGGAUGAGGUGAAGCUUAAAUUACAUAGUGCCAUUUCUAAUUUCUGCAGUAACUGUAUUGGUAGACUUGCUUUCUCUCGCCCCCCCCCCCCAAAGCAGGAGAUUGAGGACAUGUUCUAAUGGUGCUCUCCGAGAACUUGCAAGUUUCUGGGGGUUGCUACGAUCUCUCUGCUAAACACAGGCCAGAAUCGGAUCAGGUAAAACCUGUAUUUUUGGGACUCCUUAGAAAUGGGAGUGGAGAAGGAAUGAGGCUGGUGUUGAUCAUUGUAAUUCCCUUAACGUCGCUGCUACUUUAGUCUUUAAACCAUUGCAAAUUGUUUGCUUACCAUUUGAUGGAAGCCACGCACUUAUGUUUAUAUCCUUCAGGGUCAACCUGUAUCCCUGUGUUUAUCCUCCUGCAUUUUUUCUCAGUGCCAGUUCUUUCAGUGAAGACUGAUGGGGCUGGGAGUGGGUUUGCCCACCUCCAAAGCUGGCAGCUCUUCUCUUCUCUCCUUCCAGGCACUGGCCACACAGCUCUGUUUGCUGUCACUUGUGUUCUAAACUUUGUAAACUUCUUAACGUAGUAAAAACUUGAUUUGUUGAGUGACUUCUUAAAAAAACCAAAAUUGGUUCUUGGCAUUUUUUGUAUGCUUGUCCUUGAAUGUCUUUCAUCUCUGCAUAAAAUUGUUCUUUAGGCAACUAGAUUAAUUUAAAACGAAUAAAUAUGCUAAUGCAUGUAA
Molecule: messenger RNA, 7337 nt
Organism: Hemicordylus capensis (graceful crag lizard)
Lineage: Eukaryota; Metazoa; Chordata; Lepidosauria; Squamata; Cordylidae
Gene: TMEM164
Product: transmembrane protein 164
Exons: 7
Coding region: 343-1314 (323 amino acids)
Source: RefSeq, a predicted model, not a curated record